Molecule: messenger RNA, 453 nt
Organism: Penicillium antarcticum
Lineage: Eukaryota; Fungi; Ascomycota; Eurotiomycetes; Eurotiales; Aspergillaceae
Product: actin-binding ADF family protein
Exons: 5
Coding region: 1-453 (150 amino acids)
Biological process (GO): actin filament depolymerization; cell motility; actin filament severing
Cellular component (GO): actin cortical patch; cytoplasm; actin cytoskeleton
Molecular function (GO): actin filament binding
Source: RefSeq, a predicted model, not a curated record
AUGUCGAAUCCAUCCGGAGUAACGAUCCAAGACCAGUGCAUCGCCGCAUACAACCAACUCCGCGCAGGCAGAGGAACCCCCAAACCAAAGUUCAUCAUUUACAAAAUCUCCGACGAUACCACAACUAUUAUAUUAGAGGAAUCAUCCCCAGAGACAGACUACGAAGUCUUCCUCGAGAAACUUUCUUCUGCAGUUGACAAAGAUGGAAAUCCGGCUCCGCGGUAUGCUGUGUACGACGUGGAGUAUGAUCUUGGGAGUGAAGGCAAACGGUCUAAGACUGUCUUCAUCCAUUGGGGACCAUCUCAUGCUCCGAUCAAGCUUUGUAUGCUUUAUGCCUGCAGCAAAGAACAACUAAAGAAAUCCCUUGACGUCAGCAUCUCCAUCCAUGCAGAUAGUCCGGAUGAGCUCGAGUGGAAGCAUGUAUUGAAGGAGGCGAGUGGGGGUAAGGCAUAG